UAUCUUGUUUCAUGUUUCUGUGGUUCAUUGAAUAGGUUUUGAAUAUGGAUAAAGCAUUGCAGCAAUUUGGCAUGAAACGGGCAUUAGUUGUUCACUCAGAGGGCUUGGAUGAGAUGAGCCCCCUUGGACCUGGGCUAAUCCUUGAUGUUACACCAGAAAAGAUUGAGAAAUUCUCAUUUGAUCCAUUGGACUUUGGGAUUCCUCGGUGUACCCUGGAUGACUUGCAAGGUGGAGGCCCAGAGUAUAAUGCCGAGGCACUAAAGGGCGUAUUGUCAGGGGAGAAAAGUUCAAUUGCAGAUGCAUUUGUAAGUAUCUCCUUAAUUCUUAUGACAAAGCACUAGUGCCUUAAGUUUUUUUGAGAACAUAAUU
Messenger RNA from Humulus lupulus (European hop), 369 nucleotides. RefSeq names its product anthranilate phosphoribosyltransferase, chloroplastic-like. Gene Ontology annotation, molecular function: anthranilate phosphoribosyltransferase activity. Lineage: Eukaryota; Viridiplantae; Streptophyta; Magnoliopsida; Rosales; Cannabaceae. Gene Ontology annotation, cellular component: cytosol. Bases 45 to 341 code for a protein of 98 amino acids. Gene Ontology annotation, biological process: L-tryptophan biosynthetic process. The record is from RefSeq and is a predicted model, not a curated record. The transcript has 3 exons.